CCUAUCUCUCACUCACACACACACACGCACAGAAUCACACAACCAACAGCCUUUCUUCAGUUCCCAUCGGCCUUACCACUGCAUAUAGAGGCCUCGACUGCGAACACAGCAAAACACUAUGGUGACCAACAACAAUAACAAUAACGAAAAACGCCAUGCUUCCGUCGCAGAAGCAAUACCCGCCCCCUACCGCUUCGUCCUGAGCUCAUACGAGCCCUUCUUCGCCGUCGGUGCCGCCCUGAUGGCGACCUUCAGAAGCGAAAGCUACGUGGCCACCAUGUCCCGCAGCUCCAUUACCUACUCCCCCGAGCACGCGUUCGCGUACACGAUGCUCGGCGGCGCCUUUGUUCUUUUCGCUUUCCUCCUGGUCGUCGUCCUGCGCGUGGUCGACGACGUCCGGUCCUACCGCGCCAUCAUCGCCGGCAUGCUGCUGAUGGACGUCUUUUACUUCACCGGCGCCGCCCAGGCGGUUGGAGGGUGGUGGUCCUUCUUGAACCCCGCGUACUGGACUGUGGAGGACUAUUUCAUGAACCUCACCGGUUGGCCGCCAAUUCUCGUCCGGGUCCUGGUUCUUUUCGAGAUCGGUUUCACCGCUAGCAACGGGAGGGCUUCGGGCAAAACGGCUUAAUUUGCCAUGUCGAGUUUGUUGAGAUCUUGUCUAUGUUAGAGGGGUUGUGAGAUGUUGUUUCAUGGCAUGAAAGCGUCGCAAGACCUUCAUCAUGCCGCGGGAUGAGUGUGACUAUACGAGAGUUCAGCGCUCGGCUACCUGUAUUGGUGAUUGGUGAAGGGUGUUGGUCUUCUCCAGGUCGGUUCGAGGUGUGGUUAAAGUGGAUUCUGGCAUAUGUGGCUUUCGCUCUAGUUAAACACCUCCCCCUCCCAGCACUGACCCAGGAUGCUUGUGUUUUAUCAUCCAAGGGGACUGUGGAUGAAGAUGGGGAUACUUAUGAAGAAUCUUUGUUCUUAUGAGAAAUCGAUUCUCAGAUCAUAGCGACAUGCGGAGAUUUGCGCUAUUGCAGUAGUUACUUUCACCACGGAA
This is a messenger RNA of Colletotrichum destructivum, 1036 nucleotides long. RefSeq lists its product as uncharacterized. Bases 119 to 628 code for a protein of 169 amino acids. Lineage: Eukaryota; Fungi; Ascomycota; Sordariomycetes; Glomerellales; Glomerellaceae. The record is from RefSeq and is a predicted model, not a curated record. The transcript has a single exon.